This is a messenger RNA of Lucilia cuprina (Australian sheep blowfly), 2899 nucleotides long. RefSeq names its product muscle segmentation homeobox (gene Dr). Gene Ontology annotation, cellular component: nucleus. The transcript is spliced from 2 exons. Lineage: Eukaryota; Metazoa; Arthropoda; Insecta; Diptera; Calliphoridae. Gene Ontology annotation, molecular function: DNA-binding transcription factor activity, RNA polymerase II-specific; RNA polymerase II transcription regulatory region sequence-specific DNA binding. The coding region runs from base 482 to 2050 and encodes 522 amino acids. Gene Ontology annotation, biological process: embryonic morphogenesis; regulation of transcription by RNA polymerase II. The record is from RefSeq and is a predicted model, not a curated record.
UAAACAGUCGUGAUCUCAGAAAGACGUGUCUGAUGUCAACGAGCGCUUAAAUUUAAUUUGUCUUGAAAGAAAAAAGAAACAAACUAAAUAAUUAGAGAAUAUUUAAUACAAGUGUUUUUUAGUUUUUUUGCCUUUGUAAUAACAUGACAAGCAAAAGAGAGAGCAAACAAUUUAAAAAUUAGCAAAAAUUAAUCAGGCAAUCAUUUAAUUAAAAACAAAUUUUCCAAUUACUAUUGGAAAAACACUUAAUAAAAAUUAAACAAGUGCUAAGGAAUAUUAUACAAUAAAUAAAUAAAGAUCAAUUUACCAACAAAAGGAAUAUUAACUAAAAAAUAAUAGUGCAAUGUUUUAAAUAAUAAAAAAAUAAGAAAAAUUUAAAAGGAAAUUAAAACAAAAAUAUUUUAACAAAAUUUAUUUCCCUGUUGUGUUUAAUAAAAAAGACUGUUAACAGCAUUAAUUGCAAAUUAAAACUACAAACUUUAUGUUGAAAUUGUCAUCUUCAGGAAUGACAGUCACUGGUUUACGUGCGAAUAUGACUAGCCCGACGGUACCGCCGCAAACUGCUAUGAACACUACAACCAGCUCCACAACAGUUGUGGUGCAACCACUUAACACAACAACUACUGCAUCAGCACUGGGGGCCAACACACCCACCUCGCCCUCGGCCUUAAUCAUGGCCCAUCAACAGCAUUUAAGGAAUUUACAGCAUUCCCAUCAUGCCAUCAACAAAACCACAUCGAGACUUAGUAAUUUUAGUGUGGCCUCUUUGCUGGCCGACACCAGACCACGUACCCCGCCCUGUAGCGGAGACAAUGGCUCACAAACGGCACCCACAAAUCUAUCGAGUACUCCAUCGGCCGCUACUUCACCCGUGUCACAUGAAUCGAACUCUUCACCCGCCUCGCCAAAUCAUCAUGCUCACCAACACAACCAGCCCCAGCAACAUCCCCAGUUCCAUUCCGUGGCCAUGGCUCACCAUGCCAACUUACUACAUGCAGCCCAAGCGGCAGCAGCAGCUCAUGCCCAACAUCAACAUGCGGCCGCUAUGGCAGCGGCGGCAGCUGCUGUUGGUGCCAGCAAUCCCAAUGGAGCACCUCACUUAACACAUCAUUUGCCUAAUCACUUAAGACAUCCGCUAAAUCCCAGUGGCAUGCCACCAGCCGGUUCCCUACUCAUACAAACCAACACCUCUCCCUCACCAAAUAGCAACAAUCCCACAACCACAACACCGCCCGCUUCUUCAGCCAGUUCCACCGCCAACACCGAGUGCAAUGUCAAUUCAACUACCUCCACACAGCCGACGGCGAAAAGUGAACGUCACUCGCCCAUAGGUUCCUCCAUAGACUCUGAAUUGGAAUACGAUGAUGAGUUGAAUGAACAGGAUUUGGAACAUGAUGAAGAAGAGGAUUCAAUAGUCGAUAUCGAAGAUAUGAAUGCUGAUGACUCGCCUCGUUCCACACCCGAUGGCUUGGAUUCAAGUAAAUCUCCUGAUGGUCAUGGUUCUCUGCCAAAUUCACCUCAUUUAUUGUCACCCGCCGCUUUAGCAGCUUCUGGCCAUGUGCCCAUCAGACCGACACCAUUUAGUGCUUUAGCUGCCGCAGCCGUUGCCUGGGGUGGUAUUGGUGGUGCUGGUGUACCUUGGCCAGGUGCCCGUCAAAUGCCACCCUUUGGACCACCAGGUUUAUUUCCCGGACAAGGUUUCGGUGGAGGAGACAAUAAUGAACCUCCUCGCAUUAAAUGUAAUUUGCGCAAACACAAGCCAAAUCGUAAGCCCCGCACCCCUUUCACAACCCAACAGCUGUUAUCGCUGGAAAAGAAAUUCCGCGAGAAACAAUAUUUGAGCAUAGCGGAGAGAGCGGAGUUUUCUUCAUCUUUAAGAUUGACUGAGACACAAGUGAAAAUUUGGUUUCAAAAUCGUCGUGCCAAGGCGAAACGUUUGCAGGAAGCGGAAAUUGAAAAAAUUAAAAUGGCUGCUUUAGGUCGUGGUGGUCCAGGGGCUCAAUGGGCCAUGGCUGGUUAUUUUCAUCCCAGUUUAAUGCAUUUGGGUUAGAAACAACUUGAGACCUAAACCUCUACAACACACCAAAGUUCUCCCCCUUCUCCCCCUAAACUUUACUGCUACAAAUUUUUCCUUAAAGAAAUAUCGCCCCCCAAUCGUGCGCCUAUAAUUUUUUUUAAUUAAAAAACCUUAAAAUAAACCCCAAAUUGCUGUGAUGUUAGCGCAUUUUAAUUGUAAAUAUUUUACUUAAAACCAACAAAAACAAUUCAACAAACUGUAAAUUUUUGUAAAUUAAAUAACAGAAUCUAGAUCUUAAAAACAACAAACAAACAGAAAGCACUAAAUAUGAUUCCUAAAUUGUAAAGCUAAAAAAACAACAUAAAUUAUUAAACAAAUUUAUGUUAAUUGUACAGAAUAAAUAAUAGUCUUCUUUUAUAAAACAAAAAUUCUUUUUAAAUUAUUAUUUUCUUUAAAGAAAACUAUUUUAUGUUUUUUAUUAUUUAAUUAUUAUUUUAUGCAAAACUAAUUAUUAUUGUUUAUUUUUUAUUAAAUUGUAUUGUAAAAAUGUUUAUAAGUACAACCUUUGUAAUUAUGUAUUAAUUUUAAAAUAAUUAUUAAAUUAAUAAAAACAAAACUCUAGUGUUAAAUUAUUGACUAAAGAAUUAAAUCAUAAAUAAUUAUGAAGCAUUUUACUGCUUCAAAGUUAAAAGAAAACAACAACAAAAAUAAUGCAAAUAAAUCACAGUAAAUUCAAUAAAAUUAUAAUAGAAUUUAUAAAUUAUAGUUAUUAUCAUUAUUAAUUAAUGAAUUUAAUAAUUAAAUAAAUGAACUAUGCAUUAAUUAAUUAUUUAAUUAUUAAUAAUGCUGAAUUUAGUUGUUAAGUAAACAGUAUCUGUACGU